AUGGCGUAUGUGACACAAAUGACAUCCAUAAUUGUCUACGUUGUGUUUCAUUUGAUCAGCAGUCUUUUUAUUUGCACUAGAGCAGACGUAAUAAGUGAGUGCGCCAACGCCACUAGUUGUAUUGGAACCUAUGCUGACAUCUACAAAUCCUUAGCAUCAGAUGUGAACAGUUUUAACAUCAAAUCCGCCUUAUAUCCGGCAAAUGAGCCUUCCUCAGUUCUAAUCUUCUUCAAUAUAUAUGGUCAGAAUGGACCAGAUAAAACAGGCAACGAUUCCAUGCCUGCUGUAAUGAAAUACAUAUGGAGUUUGAGAAGCCUUUAUGCUGCUUUUCCCGCUGUUUUCCUGGAGAUCUCAUCCCUCUUCUCGAUACUGCUGACUCCACGCACGCAAGAACUAAACAUCACAAUUCCAUUCUUUUGCUGCAAUGUUUCUGUAAAAGACAGGAAAAGAAUGAUUAAAACUGUACUGGCUGCCGUAAGUAUUUCAAUUAGCUAUUUAUAUUAGCACACAAAGUCCCAUUCACGAAUUCAAGAUGUUAGCGCAAUACUCAACGAGUUUGCUUAGAAAUUCCGAAAGGUUUCCAUCCCAGAUAUGAAGACUACUGGUCGUUCUUACUUCAGGGUAGUUUUGUGGUUUUCUUUCCUGUGUCCCGUGUUUUUUCCAUUUUUAUAGUUUUGGGUCUCACAAUACUUAAAAGAUGACACUCAAUGUACAUCGCUCUCAGUGGGUAACGAUGAAAAUCGUGGUAAGGUAGAUUAUGUUUGUCGUAGAAACGAAGAACCACUGAUACGUUCAGUAACUUUAUUUUGUUGUUUCCUGUUGCUGAAAGAGGUCAUGUUUGUUUUAGCUAGAGUGUGGACAUCCACCGAAAUUUCAAAAAGGGGAAAUAUGUUGCGAGACUUAAUUGUGCUCCUUGCACUUAUACCAGAAUGGUUAGUGAUAUGCUAUUGUAACUGCCUUUUUUGUGAAGAUUUGGAUAUUACUUCAUUUUUGAGCAGAUUACUGCUUAUUAUGUGCACGAGCUUGGUUAGUUACCAUUUAAGCUGGGUUGUAGUGGGUAUCCUGGUUAAUCCAGCUUGGGGCGUUUCUAUUUUGCUGAUACUUUCCUUUAUUUGCAUUACCUUAUUUUUUUAAUCAAUGAAACAACCCACGCAAAUGACUACCGCCUUUCUACCCUUUUCGCAUAUAUACUUGGUUUCUUAGUCUCUGCUUUGUUGUAGUCCCUCCAGUAUUAGUUGGACAGUCAUUUUAUGGUCGCGAAACUGCAGAUGAUAUUCUAAAAGCAGCGUUAUUGUCUGUUAUCGGUGCUGUGUCAUGGCUGUACUUCAAAUCCCGCAAAGCUUCCUUUGAUACUUCACAGUGUGUGGAGGCUGGUAAGGAAGUAGCAGCUGCAGCGAGGGCUCUGGCCGUAAAAAAAUCUGUACCUCAGCGUAAUGGGAAUGAGGUUCAUUCUGCAAUUGUGGCAGCAGCUAUAGCUACAUCCUCUGCAGCUGGUGCAGCUACGGCGGCGGCUGAAGCUAUGGCUGUUGCUUUGGCUGCAGCCAAGACUGAAAAUUCAAAACCUAAAGCCGCGCAAGGUGGAAACGAAAAUAGCACCCCAAAUGGAAAUGGACUAAGCGAGGAGAAGCAUCCCCUAUACGAAAUCCAAAGUGCCUCCGGACGUUAA
Messenger RNA from Pocillopora meandrina, 1666 nucleotides. The record is from the annotation of a GenBank genome assembly. NCBI's taxonomy places the organism in Eukaryota, Metazoa, Cnidaria, Anthozoa, Scleractinia, Pocilloporidae.